ACAGUUUUUGUCCUCGAGCCUGGUAUGUGUCGUGCUGUGUCAUCUCCCUCCUUCUACCCUAAAUAAACCCUGCGCCCACUUUCUAUUCUCUUUCUUCUCUUUCUCUCUAUUUCUCCUUCUCAAUCUUGCGGUUGCUUUCAACCUUCUUAAACUAGGAUCUUCAGGCAUUGUUUUUAUCUAACUAAGCUUAAGCUGCCUUCAACGUUGCCCUUUUCGUCUCUACAUUACUUGACUGUGAAAGAUGCCUCGGACAACCACUCUGGAGUGUUCCGGUUGCCCUCCUCUACGCGCUUUGACAUUUGACUCAAUUGGUCUCAUCAAAGUUUUGGAGGUCCCUGAUAAGCAACGGGGAGUUCCCCAGGUGGUAGAGAGAUGGGGCGACCCUGAAUCAUCCAAAUGUGUGAUGGCUGUUUCAAUGAUUGAUCGCAACUCUCAACCUUUGUUAGCUGUAGCAAGGAAAAACAAUGAGAUUGAAGUUUUGAGCCCUGUGAAUGGAGACAUUCAGACCACAAUUUCGGAUGCGAGUGGUCUAGAUGUUAACUCCGAAGAGAAUAACAUUGUUGGUUUGCAUUUAUUUGAAAAACAAAACACAGAAUUAGAUUCCAGGUAUUGUACUCUACUUACAUGCACAACCAAAGGAAAUGCUAGCAUAAGGUCCAUUGAACUUGCUGAUUCUUCUACAGAAUCUUCCUGUACUGACUCUCCAAAAACAUGGAAUGUAUGCUCUGGUGGUAACAUCUUGUGUUGCAAGGUGGACAGACACGAGAACUUUGCUUUAUUUGGAGGGAAAGGUGUCGAACUUAACAUUUGGGAUAUUAACAACCUCACUAAGAUCUGGAACUCCAAACCUCCACCUAAGGAUAACCUUGGUAUAUUUACACCUACUUGGUUCACAUCUGCCGCAUUUCUUAUGAAAGAUGACCAUCGAAAAUUUGUUGCUGGCACCAACAGCCAUCAGGUCCGCCUUUAUGACAUAUCUGCUCAGAGGAGGCCUGUUCUCUCUUUUGAUUUUCGUGAGACACCAAUCAAAGCAUUGGCCGAGGAUAUAGAUGGCCAUUCAGUCUAUGUAGGGAAUGGAUCUGGUGAUAUGGCUUCUUUUGACAUACGCACAGGAAAAAUGCUGGGAGGUUUUUCUGGAAAAUGCUCUGGAAGCAUCAAAUCCAUAGUCAGACACCCUGAGCUACCUAUUAUAGCUUCAUGUGGACUGGACUGCUAUUUACGCCUUUGGGAUACAAAGACAAGACAGCUUCUUUCUGCUGUUUUCCUGAAGCAACAUGUUAUGCACGUUCUUUUUGACUCCAAAUUUGAUAUUAAAGAUACAUCCUCAGGAGUGGAUUCUUCGCUUCCUAGCAAGGGAAUAACUCAGACAGAGAUACUUAGUGAGGAAGUUGAGGAGUUGCCUUUGAAAAGAAAAAAAUCUUCCAGAAACAAAGAGCACACUGAAGAUGGUAGUGAAAGAAAGAAAAAAUCUAAACAUAGUAAAGAGCGCAAGAAAUCCGAAGGAAGGGAUGGAGGUGAGAAGAUUGGGUCAAGAGAUGAGCGAAGGAAGUCAAAAUUGAAGAAAAAAGAUAGUCGCUCAAUUCCGGAGUUGUGAUUUGGAUGGACUAAGUUUAAUGUUAUACAAAGGUUUCAGUAUUCUUUUCUUUUGUUUGAGCUUUUUGUUACUUGUUCCAUGUAGUUUAUUCUUUAAUCCUGUCAAAAUUUUGUAUUUAAAAGUUUCUGCUCAAUGAAUACAAGUCUUGCCUACAAAUUGAUGCUUCAAGUGUAUCAGUAUCUCCAUUUCAAGACUCUGAUCAGGUUUUCAAAUAUAUUUUACCUUGGCAUGGACCAUGAAAUUGGUGUUUA
This is a messenger RNA of Vigna umbellata (rice bean), 1845 nucleotides long. Lineage: Eukaryota; Viridiplantae; Streptophyta; Magnoliopsida; Fabales; Fabaceae. The record is from RefSeq and is a predicted model, not a curated record.